Molecule: messenger RNA, 1122 nt
Organism: Dioszegia hungarica
Lineage: Eukaryota; Fungi; Basidiomycota; Tremellomycetes; Tremellales; Bulleribasidiaceae
Exons: 1
Coding region: 1-1122 (373 amino acids)
Source: RefSeq, a predicted model, not a curated record
AUGGACACACCUCCUCAGACGCCAAUGGUUCAGACCCCCUCGGCCGGCCGUACUCAGUCUCCUACCGGAUCAGUCAUCUCCUCUGAUAGCCGCACUAGCUCCCUACCGACUGAACAGAGUCCAUCGACAGCGAAUGUCAACACGAACGGCAGCAGAGAUGAGACGCUCAUGUACGGCCUCCCUGUCACCUUAUUUCCCCACGCCACCCAUUCUGUCAAACUGACUUUGCUCUACCCCCAUCAUCAGCCAGGGCGCAUCCUCCUCAAAGAUUUCACGAAGCUCCAAAUGCCGUCCCAAGUGAUGGGGUCUGCGGCGGAGAAGGUUACCCGCACCCCCAUCCAAUCGCAACACGCUACCGGCGACGUCGGACGCGGACUGCACGGCUGGACUGCAGCAGAGCAGAUCGAUUCAGAUGCAGUAUGCGGGCUUUUCAGGGUUAUACCCACAGGUGGUGACGAAGAUUGGUGGAGGAAGCAGGGUUGGCGCGGAAUCUCCAUGAGUGGCGCAGAAACACCACAGACCUACAUCGCCUACAUCGCAGUCGCAUAUGGCACAAUGAAGCUCUUCAGUCAAGAUCAGAGAGUCGACAGUGGAAAAAAUGAGUCGGGGCUGACUAUGCGCACUUUUGACAUUGCUGCAAACAGCUUGGUCGGCCCGGACAGUGUCAGAUACAUCGGCAACCCCGUCGGCCGAUUUGACACGCGCGAUCCGGCACAUUUGGGAGCUGAGUCAUCACUUGGCUUCUGGGAAGGUGUGCCGGUCGCGGGCGCAGACGUCACAGGGGAUGGCAGAACUUACGGUGAAUUGCCUGUUCACACGACCAAGGACGCCUUGCAUGGCUUUGUUGAUGCGAUGAAUCGACAUAUCGCUGAGCAGAACACUGCGGUGGGGUAUAAGGGGGACGGUACUUCACUCAAGCAUGAGAUCUACAGGAUCAUCUACACCGAUCAGGGCACGAAUUGGGACGGUGAGCAGUCAGCAAAGACGCGCGAGUUCCGCGGCAUCUUUACCCGAGGGGAACCCGUGAUGAAGCCUUACGCAUUCCACCCGCCACCUGGAGAGAAUGAUGAUUCCUGCACUGGCAUUAUCGCGGGACCAUACGUUUUGGCUUUUCGGGGAUAG